GAUAGCGUCGCAGUCGAAGAAGACUAUAGGCACCGCUGUUAGCUUCAUACUAUGCAGUAGUUACCCCAAUGCUACCAAAAUAACACUAAUGAUUAUUCUUAUUAUUGACUGGAAAUGGGCAAGAGAGACAAUCGAGUGGCAUACAUAAACCCCAUUGCAGCUGCUCGAUCCAGGGGGCCGGUCCAGAACUCCGGACCAACUAUACAGGAUUACCUAAGCAGACCUCGUCCAACAUGGGAAGAGCUGAAGGAGCAGCUGGAGAAGAAGAAGAAGGGGUCUCGAGCCCUGGCUGACUUUGAAGACAAAAUGAACGAGAGAUGGAGGAAAGAGCUGGCUAAAAACCGAGAAAAAAAGCUUGGGGACAAAGAACGGGAUAAAAGAUCAACGGACAGAGAGGACAAGAAAGACAAAAAAGAGAAAAAGAAGAAAGAGAAGAAGAAGUCUAGCAGGCAUUCUUCAUCUUCCUCCUCCUCAUCGAGUUCUGAUUCCUCCAGCAGUUCUUCUUCAGACUCUGAAGAUGAGGACGAAAAGAAGAGCAUAAAGAAAAAACGGAAGCGGAAGAGAUCCUCCGCCAAGAGACCGUCAGAAAGUUCGGAUGAAGAUUCGGAUGCUGAGAGCAAGAGAAGGAAGCAAAUCAGGGAAGACGGAGAGAAAGAUAAGGAUGAAAAGGAAGGUAAAAGGAAAAGGAAAGCUGAGAGGAGUCACAGAGACUCAUCGUCAGAGUCCUCUGUUGGCUCAGAUUGGGAUGAGGCUGAAGCCAAGAAGAAAAAGAGAAGUAGUGAGGAGAGGGAGAGAUUCGCUGUGAAAUCCAAGAAGAAGAGGAAAAAGAAGCACAAGAAGCACGGCAGAAAGAAGAAAAAGAAGGCCACGUCUCAGUCGGACUCUGAGCUUGACUGAAAACCGUUUCUUUGAAGCGCUACAUUUUUUUUCCCCUUCACACUUCAUCAGUGUCUUUUGCCUUUGAUGAUGAAAAACAUUUUCUCAUGCAGCUGCGUCUAUCUGGAUUGAACGAGAUGAGGGAAAUGCUGGUACAUCAAUGGUCCUUCCCAGCAAUGCUUUUUCAUAGAUUAAGAUUCCCUCACCAACAGGACUGCACUGCUUUUCCUUUUUUGUAUUUAUCCCAUGCAUCUGACACCAAGUCAGUGUGCUUUUCGCCCUGACUUCAUACCUCACAUCUCCCAGCGCUACACGAGGCUGCUCUGCCAGUGCCUGUGUCAUGCAUGUAGACACUGAUGUCUCGCCAGCCUCACAUUGAAGUUGGAUCUGUUAUAGGAUGUUAGCCACACAGGUGAUAGUAAACUCCACAGAUUGUUUUGUUCAACGAGGUGUUACAUUGCAGCGUAAAUGUAUAAAUUACAGGAAUUCAAUAAAAGUGUUGUUUUAGCUUUUUUU
Molecule: messenger RNA, 1392 nt
Organism: Cyprinodon variegatus (sheepshead minnow)
Lineage: Eukaryota; Metazoa; Chordata; Actinopteri; Cyprinodontiformes; Cyprinodontidae
Gene: fam133b
Product: family with sequence similarity 133 member B
Exons: 11
Coding region: 115-897 (260 amino acids)
Source: RefSeq, a predicted model, not a curated record